Messenger RNA from Drosophila willistoni, 1765 nucleotides. RefSeq lists its product as uncharacterized. Bases 66 to 1253 code for a protein of 395 amino acids. Gene Ontology annotation, biological process: cell surface receptor signaling pathway via JAK-STAT; embryonic development via the syncytial blastoderm. NCBI's taxonomy places the organism in Eukaryota, Metazoa, Arthropoda, Insecta, Diptera, Drosophilidae. The transcript has 4 exons. The record is from RefSeq and is a predicted model, not a curated record.
AAGACAAUUUACAAAAAGUGAUAUAAACAUUUUAAAGGAUUUCCUAAUUGGCUAAUUAUAUGUAAAUGACGAAGCAUCUGGCUUGCAAAACGGCCAACACAAGGGAAAGAGUCCAUCAGCAACAACAUUACAGCUUUGGCUCUUUGCUGUUGACUUUGUUUCUCAUGCAUCAAAUGCAACAGUUAGCCAGCCGUGAGAAUGGCCAACCCUAUGGCGUGGCAGCCACCCCAAUUCCAUCCACAUCCACAUCCACAACCAAUAGACUACACAACACCAACACAAACACCAACACAGACACACUUGCACCCACCAUAGACCCAGUUCUAAGUGGGACAAGUAACAAUACUUUGCGACUGAAACGCUAUUCGGACAAAUCGCUAAAGGAGAAAUUCGGUUUGGCCUUGAAUACAACCUUUCUUGACUGGAGUCAAGCAUGUGGAACGCCAAGGAGCAGUCUUAAUAGAUUAAACAAAUUGAAAAUUAGAGAAAAAAUCAAAACAUUUAAACCGCACAAGAAGCGACAAUGGCUGCUGAAACUAAUGCAAAAUCACACACGUUUCGUAUAUCAUGACUUGGUUGACGAUGACCUUAGACGAAACAUUAGUAAUGUAAGCACCGAUAAGGCCAAUGAUGAUCUCAAGGCCUUUGAUUAUCGGGAAAUGAAUAGUCCAGCUUAUGAUCUAUUUAGAAGUCAAUAUCAAAACUUUUUGCCCAAUCUACGUGCGAAAAAGGAUAAGAAAUUACAACUACGUAAUAUCCAUCGUAAUCUGGAGUUUUAUGUGGCUGCCUUCAGUUAUCUUCGGCAUGCUCAACUUUUGGCCGAUAUGGAAAGCUCCAAUUAUGAGAGCGUCAUCUCAUCAGAUCUGGAACGUUUGCGUUCGAGUGCCCGUUCUAUGCUCUGUAAUGUGGAUACAACCAUUAUGGAAAUAAAUCGUCUAGCUGUCCAAGCAAAGCGGCAAAAAAAUAACAUAAUACAGAAAAUACCCCUCAAAACCAUGCCCAAAUUGACAAUGGAGAGGCGGCUGGGUAAUUUCAAGACCGAUAUUGUGGAACUGCAUAAGUUGGCCAUUGAUGUGGCCAAGCACGGAGCCAGUAUACCGCCCCAGAUGCUGGAGACCACUCAGCUGGCGCUCGAUGUGAGAUUUGUUAAAUACGAGUAUAUAGAAUAUCUAAAUGAUUUGCUUCAGCUAUUGAACAGACAAAGAAAAAAGUGGAAAUCACAAAAAGUUUCGUCUACCAUUAUUCGAUCCUAGUUAGAUUCUAUUUUAGACAUUCCAAAAAACAAAAAAAACAAAUUCGAAUUGAGAAAGUAUAUCCAAGACAUAGAAACCUCUAGAGCCUAUACACAAAUACACACAAAAACACACAUCCACCUAAUGCCUCCGACAAUUGAGGCUCAUUCCAUUAAUUAUUUAUUCAAUAUUUAUUUAUUAUCGAAAUGCCCUAUCGAUUUUUAUAUACAUACACACACAAAGGCUAUGAAACCCUGAAUCCAAUAUUACAUAAGUAUUUAUUUCCACAAAUAUCAUUUUGUAUGCAUCUUAUCAUUCAGUUCUUGAUGUUUUUUUUUCCUUUUUUUUUCGUAAUUGUAAGACCUCAAGACGUAUUAUGAAUAGUAUUUAUUUAUGGAACAUUUAGUAUUUAAGUUCUCUUUUUUUUUUUGUAUGCACAAUCUUUUGCCCUGUAUUACAAAUGCUGUGAUAGUAGUUUAGAAGAGAGCCCAAACAAUCCAAUCGAAAAUUGUAUACUUAAUACACCUAAUAUA